Messenger RNA from Phytophthora nicotianae INRA-310, 249 nucleotides. RefSeq lists its product as hypothetical. The record is from RefSeq and is a predicted model, not a curated record. Bases 1 to 249 code for a protein of 82 amino acids. The transcript has a single exon. Lineage: Eukaryota; Oomycota; Peronosporomycetes; Peronosporales; Peronosporaceae.
AUGCAGGCAGCCGCUUUGUGGAGAUCAAAGCAGAAAAACAGUGGACUUCCGGCCUAUGAUAUCAAGCACUACUUCCAUGAAGCUUACACUGUGUCGAAAAUGGAAGAUACCUUUGACUCCACUGCUAUCGGUCUUCCUCUGUACGAGGAACUGGAGCAGACAAACGAAGUCAACCCCCCACCGUUACAUCGCCAAGCUGGACAAUCACGCAAGCGUUCGAAAAGAAGGCAGAGACUUUGCAACUGGUAA